Molecule: messenger RNA, 2263 nt
Organism: Aphis gossypii (cotton aphid)
Lineage: Eukaryota; Metazoa; Arthropoda; Insecta; Hemiptera; Aphididae
Product: cold shock domain-containing protein CG9705
Exons: 3
Coding region: 281-688 (135 amino acids)
Biological process (GO): regulation of mRNA stability
Cellular component (GO): cytoplasm
Molecular function (GO): mRNA 3'-UTR binding
Source: RefSeq, a predicted model, not a curated record
UUAUUAUUCGUUGCGCAGUGCACACUCCACACCGCGUUAAGCGUUUUAUCAGGUUACCGAAAGUCUAACAACUUUACGAUUUACAAGUUAUAACCACUGUUGCUGUGUUUUGUAUGACGCUUAGGGAUUUUUCACUUUCAGAUUUUCACACUGCAGUAUCGUUAAUCCUCGUUCGACGCAGUAAUAUCGUUCUUCAAUCGUUUUUGUCUUGUCAACGUGCACCGUACACGCCGGUACGUCGCGUCCAAUUUUCUAAGGACCACGGUGAGACCUGAGCAUCAUGAGCGAAUCAUUCACCAACGGCUGUGAACAGGAAUCGUUAAAGUUUGCCAGUCACCUGUCACCGACCAAGAUCGGCAUGCUUGCCCCGAGCCCUAUAGUGACCAGACGGACCAGAACUGAUUCAACGUCUGCUCUUGCUCUUAAGAAUCCGCUAGUAUCCGGAAAGGUCAAGUACUUUUGCAAAUCUAAAGGACACGGUUUUAUUACUCCGGACAAUGGUGAUCCAGACACGUUUGUUCAUAUAUCAGAUAUUGAAGGAGAAUAUGUUCCGUUACCCGGUGAUCAAGUACACUAUCGUCUGUGCCCUAUUCCUCCAAAAUUAGAAAAGUUUCAAGCCGUGCAUGUGGAAAUUGUUAAUUUAACACCUCAAGUGCAUCUAAAGUGGGAUUCGCCAGAAAACAAUUAAAUAUGUCAUGAUGUUCUAGUGAUAAUUUGUACACAAAUAUGUCCAUUAAUGUGUGAUGUUUCGCAAAUAUCUAAACCUUUAUUAAAACUGGUACAUUCCAAUAUUGUCCAUGCUCUAUAAUAUAACGAAGAGACUUUAUCAGUUAUACUGAUAUUUUUUUUUAUCUUAGCUAAGUGCCAAAAUAUAAUAAUCCAUCAAAUUAUACAUCAUUUUAUAAGAUAUUUGCUUCUGUAGUUCUAUAGAUAUUAUAUCAAUCUAGAUUAAUUGUUCAUUAUACGUGUAAUAUCAAGUUUUGAAAUGACAAACAUUUAAUUAAUUAAUUAUUAGGAAAAAACUUACCCAAUUUUAUAAUAAUUAUUUUUUAAUUAAAUUAUUUUAUACAAAUGUAAUUUUAUGUGUGUAUUUAAUCCAUUGCUACUUAACAUCAGAAAUUCAUAUAUUUAAAGUGUUAUAUUAAAUGUAUUAUAUUAAUGGUAAAAAUUUAUUAAAAGCAAUGCAGCAAAGGUAAACUAUUAUCAAAUCAAUUUUUGCCCUGUGAAUUUAAUACUUGUAUCAGUUGUAUUAUAACCUACAGUUUUGAAUUUUGUCAGUUAAUGCUGUGAACUAGAAUCAAACAACAAAAUUGUUAUGUAAUGAAAAAUUCCUAAAAUAGGUUAAUAUCUACCAUACGAUUAAAAUUAUAUGUGUGUUCAUCAAAAAAUAAAUAACAGUAUAUUAUAAUAUAUGCCUUUAUUUUUUCAAGUUAAUUUUUAUAAUACACAACAAUUAUGUUUAAGUUAUCAUUGUAUUGUAAUAAUAUUAAUUGGUAUAAAAUGAUACAUUUUUAUUUUUAAUGGUGUAUGGUUUUCCAUUAAAAAAUAUAUCACAUUCGUUACCUUAUACAAUUUGUUACUUUAAUAAUACAUUUGUAUACUAUUGUUGUAUUCAUUUACAGAUAUAUAAUAUUAUGUAUUUAAAAAACAUUGUAUAUUAUGAAUGGUCUAUAAUUUUAUUUUUUUUAGCAUAAUAUUUUCUGAUUAUUAGAUUAUACAUUUUUAAAACUAAUGCCGCAUUGCUUAUGUUUAAAAAAUAUAAUUUAGUAUUGCAUUUUAAUAUUGAUGUAUAUUGAUUAUGUAUUAAUUGUAUAUAAAAAUAUACUCCAAUAUUAUAAAUGCAUUUUUUUUAACGAAUAUAUUAUGAAAAUUUUACUUCCCCUUAAUUUUUUAAAUAAAACUCAUAUUGUUUAUUGUAACAUCAUUUUAAUUAGCUAAUAUUUUGGUAAUUAGUUCAUUUCCCAUCAUAUACAUGUAUUUAUUUUUAUUAUGAUUAAUGAUUAUAAACUGUUUUAAUUGUUUGUAAAUUUAAAUGACAUUAACUACUUAUACUAAUAUUAUUUUCAAUAUUGUAUAACUCCCUAAUUGACAUCAAUAGUUUGAUUAAAUGAUUUUUGUAAUCUUUAAUAAUUUGAUGUAAUUGAUUAAAAACUUAAGUUUUAUAAGUAAAAACAUUGAAUAUGAUAUAUGUUGUAGAAUGUAGAUAAAUGUUGAUAAAUUAAUUGUAUUAAUAUAAUAUUUCCAGUUAUUUGUUGAUGGUAAA